AUGGUUUCUCUCUCUGCUGCUUCGCACACCCUCGGCAACUCGGCCAUUGGCACUGGCACUCUGAACGUCAGCCGUCUCUUCAACGUCGACGGCUGGGUCGCGGUCGUCACUGGCGGUGGUACCGGCCUUGGUCUCAUCACUGCUGCCGCCCUUGCUGAGAACGGUGCCAAGGUGUACAUCACCGGUCGCCGCGGUGACGUUCUUGAACAGGCGGCCCUUGACGCUACACCAAAGUCGGGCAACGGCAAGGUCAUUGCCAUCCAGGCCGACGUUGCGACCAAGGAGGGUAUCCUGAAGCUCCGUGACGCCAUUGCCAAGGAGGAGACCCACAUCAACCUCCUCGUCAACAACCACGGUGUCUCGCAGGGUGCGCCCAAGAUUGACGACUGCGAGCAGACCCCCGAGGGCAUCUCCAAGACCAUGUUCGAGGACGAGACCUUUGAGCGCUGGGCGGAGACCUACCGCAUCAACACCACCUCGUACUACUUUACCUCGUUUGCCUUCCUCCCCCUCCUCGCCGCUGCCAAGAAGGUCUCGCCCGAGCCCGGAAACAUCCUCAACAUUAGCUCCAUGAGCGGCAUCACGCGCACCUCGCAGCGUGGACAGAUCAACUACAACGCCAGCAAUGCUGACCGGACUCCUCCCAGGGCCGCUACCCUUUCCGUCUCUGACCAGCUCGCCACCGAGUUUGCGCGCCGCAACCUCGGUAUCCGCGUCAACACCCUCUGCCCCGGCUACUUCCCCACAGGCAUGACCACCAUCCUCCCCGACGACCAGGUCAGCGCUGCCGAGAACGCGGCCACCUUCCGCGGCUCGGGUCCCGGCCAAUGGGGCAUCCCCCUCGCCAGGCCAGGAAACGCCGUCGACUAUGCGCAGUGUAUCUUUGGCGUGGUCACCAACCAGUACCAGACCGGUUCGCACAUUGUCAUUGACGGUGGAUGGCUGCUGGAGUGUGCUUUCUAG
Apiotrichum porosum is the source of this 963-nucleotide messenger RNA. RefSeq lists its product as uncharacterized. The record is from RefSeq and is a predicted model, not a curated record. The transcript is spliced from 4 exons. Lineage: Eukaryota; Fungi; Basidiomycota; Tremellomycetes; Trichosporonales; Trichosporonaceae. The coding region runs from base 1 to 963 and encodes 320 amino acids.